Molecule: messenger RNA, 2615 nt
Organism: Petromyzon marinus (sea lamprey)
Lineage: Eukaryota; Metazoa; Chordata; Hyperoartia; Petromyzontiformes; Petromyzontidae
Source: RefSeq, a predicted model, not a curated record
GGCACGGACGCGGGCGGGGAGGGGCGCGCUGGUACACGCGGGGGCACUGGCGGCGCUCUACCACACCACACAGGCGGUGGUGCAGCAGCGCCCCACCUCAUGCUGCUCGGCGCUGGCUGCCCAGGCCUGCCUGGUGAUGCGCAGGGCCCAGCCGCAUCUCCGCCUGCCCCUCACCUCGCUCCACUGCCCCCUCGACUACCCCCUGCCCCCGCUGGGGUCCCCACAGGGGUCCACGGAACCCCCGUGGGGGUCCGCACAGCAGCAGCAGCAGCGGGACGGGGCGCACGCUGUCUACGUAGACUCGAGUGACUCGGAGUCGGAUGGAGAGGACCAGAGGGACGCUCCCCACCACGACGAGGAGGAGGGAGGGGGGGGGAGCAGAGGAGGGCGUGACGCUGGGAGGCAUUCCCCCGAGAAGCCAUCGCUACCCCGACCUCAACGUUUACGCCCGGUUCUGUCCAGACCUCACCCACGACUUUGUGGAGUACGUGAGGGAUGCUGCUGAUGAUGAUGGGGGUCCUGAUGAUGAUGAUGCUGGUGGGGUUGGAGAGGAAUUGAAGCCAGAGACCAGUGCCUCCAGUGGCGACGCAGCGGCGGGGGGCCCCGCUCCAUGGCCUCCCACCUCUGAGUGGGCCGUGGGGCCGGAGGCGGCGUGCCGCCACGCCCGGGCCGCCCGCCUCACCCGCGGCGUUGCCUCGCCAGCGCCGGGGCACCGCGGGGCCACGGCCCCCACCGCCUUCCCGGACGCCCACGGCCACUCGCCAGCACCGGCACCCACACGGCAGCUACCCCGGCGGGAACACGUCCAGAGAGACUACGUACUUGAAGACAUCGCUCGGAUCGUUCAUCCGGAUACACUCCUCAACCGAGUGGUGUUUGACAUCGAGAGUACAACCCCCCCCUCUGCGCAGGAGGCUGUGGGGACAGGGACCCCCCCCCUGACUUUCUACUCAGCCUUCGAGAGUGGGAACCUCCGUAAGGCCAUUCAGGUCCGCAGCUACGAGUACGACCUGCUGCUGAACUCGGAUCCCAACUCGGACCGUCACCACCAGUGGUUCUACUUCGAGGUGGGGAACGUCGAGGCUGGCACGGCCUACCGGCUAAACAUCAUCAACUGUGAAAAGUCUAGCAGCCAGUUCAACCACGGCAUGCAGCCUGUACUCUACUCAGUACGCGAGGCUCUGGAGGGGAGGCCGUACUGGGUCCGUGCUGGAACCGACGUUUGCUACUACAAGAACAGCUACAGGCGACCCAGUCGAGUGACGGGAGGGGUGAGGGGUAAAUCCUACUACUCACUCGUGCUCACCCUCACCUUCCCACACAGUGGGGACGUCUGCUACCUCGCUCACCACUACCCCUACACCUACACCUCACUCAUGGUGGACCUGGAGUCGAUGCUGUCUGCGUGCGACCGAAGCUCGGUGUUCGUGCAGAGAGACAUGCUGUGUCUAACCGCAGGGGGCAACAGCUGUCCCAUCCUCACCAUCACCGCAGCGCCAACCUCACAGAGAGACCUCCAGUCUCUGAGGCGCCGCCCGUGCGUGCUGCUCUCUGCCCGUGUCCACCCCGGGGAGUCCAACAGCAGCUGGGUGAUGCGCGGCUCUCUGGGCUUCCUGCUGGGCCCCAGCGUGGAGGCCCGGGCCCUGCGCCUCGCCUACGUCUUCCGCGUGCUGCCCAUGCUCAACCCGGACGGCGUGGCCAGCGGAGCGCACCGCUGCGCUCUGAGCGGCGAGGAUCUGAACCGCCAGUGGAGGUCUCCCUGCCCAGAGCGGGCGCCCACCGUGUACCACAGCAAGGGCCUGCUGCUCUACCUCGCCAGCGUGGGACACACACCCGCGGUGUUCUGCGACUACCACGGCCACUCGAGCAAGAAGAACGUCUUCCUGUACGGCUGCAGCCUGCGGGAGACGUUGUGGUACUCGGAGCUGGGCGCCAACUGUGUCAGCGAGGACUCGAGCUACAGGACGCUGGCGCGCCUGCUGGCGACGAGCGCUCCGAUGUUCUCGGAGCGCUCGUCGCGUUUCCUGGUGGAGCGGUCGCGCGACGCCACAGCCCGCGUGGUGGCCUGGAGGGAGCUGGGAGUGCGGCGCUCCUACACCAUGGAGACCACCUACUGUGGGUGUGACCACGGUCCCUACAAGGGUCUCCAGCUGGGUCUGCGUGAGCUGCAGGAGAUGGGGGAGUGUUUCUGCAUUGCUCUCCUCCGCCUUCGUCCGCGCCUGGGACACGGCGGGGACAACGCGUGGACACCGGGAGACAGCGCCCUCCGCGCUGUGGUGGGGGUGGACGAGGAGGUGGAGGAGGAAGAGGAAGAGGCGCCGUGCGACGAGGAGCCGGACUACAGCGCCUGCAGCGACUCCUCCGGGCCCGACGACUUCCUGGACGACCUCCUGCUGAGCGACCCCGAGCCCGACUUUGACCCCGCCACGACCCCGCACCACGACCCCUCGGAGGUCGCGGCGCUGGCCAUACGGCCGGGGGUCGUGACCUACGACUCCGGUGACCUCUGAGCCGUGGCGGGGGGAGGUCGUGACGUUCGAGGUCUCCAGCGCUUCGCUCGUUCCGCACCCUGUGACGUCGCUCUCACGAGGGGCGGGCGGGCGGCUGAGCGAGUG